This is a messenger RNA of Galendromus occidentalis (western predatory mite), 362 nucleotides long. RefSeq names its product chymotrypsin-like elastase family member 2A. The transcript is spliced from 3 exons. The coding region runs from base 19 to 306 and encodes 95 amino acids. The record is from RefSeq and is a predicted model, not a curated record. Gene Ontology annotation, biological process: proteolysis. Lineage: Eukaryota; Metazoa; Arthropoda; Arachnida; Mesostigmata; Phytoseiidae. Gene Ontology annotation, molecular function: serine-type endopeptidase activity.
GCUUCUCGAUGCUCCAAGAUGUGUGCUUCGUGGCUCAUGACGCUCGCGAUUGCCUACCUCGCGGAUUCCCGUCUUAGCGCUCCUCGCGGGGCAGACCCGUACAUCAUCAACGGUCGAACUGCGCUGCCAGCCGCGAAUCCGUGGCAAAUCAGUCUUCAGGUUAAAAUUACGAAGUCUUGGACAACGAAUUAUACUCAUGCCUGCGGAGGAACACUGAUCAGUCUAUCGACCGUUGUGACCGCAGCUCAUUGCAUCAUGGUGAGGGAAAUCCAGAAAUCCCGCGACGGACCGAUACAGGUCCGAUAGUUCAACGAAGAGGCCCUGAACGACUUCUCUGCAAUUAUUGCAGAGAGGUGAAGAGU